AACUUCUUUGUUCAUAUGAUACAGGUUGAAUAUGAGUUCAUUUCAACAACUGGCAAAUGGAAUUCAAUCUGCCCUGAACAGCAUUUUGUGAAUAACCUCUCGUUGAUGUUGCAGUGGUCUCCAUUUUCAACGGAGGAAGCCCUUCUUAAGCAAUUGGAUGACAUUGGUGAUCAUGGGAGUAGGAUCAUAAUCUACAAUUUGUGGCUAAAUAAUGAAGGCAAAAUGGAGCUUGACUUUCAGUCAGAUCCUGAGGAUAUUCGUAUCUCUUGUGAUGCAGAAAGUGGUAAAAGUUGCUCCAGCACGUCAGUAAGUGACCUGCAUCUUGCCAACACUCUUCAGUAUUCACUCCGAGCAUAUCUAUCUGUCCUGUACUUGCAAAUCCCUGAAAACUUUUGCAUAUGGUUGCGCGGACGGAUUGUAGAGUAUCAUAACAUUGCUAGAGAUCUCAAGUAUCCAGAAUUUAUCGUGUACAAACCUCAAAAUGGUGGAUGCAAAGAGGGUUCCAUCAUUACUUCCAUUGGCUUCCUAAAGGAAGCUCCACUGGUGAAUAUUCAUGGUUUCAAUGUCUACCACAGGAAUCGUUUGAUACUGCCAUUUUGGAAUGUGGCAGGCUCUUCUACCACAAGAAGCAGAGGGAUUGUAGGUGUUCUAGAAGCAAACUUUAUUCAGCCAACUCAUAAUAAACAGGACUUCGAGAAAACACCCCUCUUUCAAAAGCUCGAGAACCGAUUAAAGGAGAUGACAUGGGAGUACUGGGAUUAUCACUGUGGACUAAUUGGUUAUCAUGCAACUAAAAGGCUUCAUAAACCUUCUCAGGUUUCAUCAGAAUCUAGACAGAAACAUGCAACCACGAAAAGGAAAGACCAUGAUCAUUCAAUAGAACCUGAAAUUCUGAAACGAAAGGCGGGAUUAAGGGUCAAUCUAACUGGUCCCGAGUCCAUUCAAAAUCCGCCUGCCACCACUACCACAAGUCACUUGGAAGAUCAAGAGAUGGUCCUCCUCCUUAAAGAGAACAAAAGGCUCUACGCACGAUGCUUUGAAUAUGAAAAGAUGGAUGAGGAACUUAAUGCUAAGGUAACUUUGCUAAGGAAGGAACUGAAGGAAGCCCAGCGCGAAUACGGUCGGUUGCUAGUUGAAUCAGGAUCCCUGGAGUACCCCAAGAUGGAAAGUGCUGUUACUCUAUAGAUAAUACUUGUUAUAGUGCUCGUAUGUAUAUAUUUUUGUAAACUUUAAGAAAUCCCUUGCUCAACUUCUAUCUGCUUGUAAGAAUAGGGAGCUAACUUGUUAUAGUACUUGUAUGUACAUAUUUUCUGUAAACUAUAAAUUUUUGGUUAAGAAAUCCGAUGUAGCGUCUGCUGAAA
Messenger RNA from Nicotiana tabacum (common tobacco), 1361 nucleotides. Lineage: Eukaryota; Viridiplantae; Streptophyta; Magnoliopsida; Solanales; Solanaceae. The record is from RefSeq and is a predicted model, not a curated record.